Biomphalaria glabrata is the source of this 551-nucleotide messenger RNA. Its product is annotated as nanos homolog 2-like. Gene Ontology annotation, biological process: negative regulation of translation; oogenesis. Gene Ontology annotation, cellular component: perinuclear region of cytoplasm. Bases 1 to 465 code for a protein of 154 amino acids. The transcript is spliced from 3 exons. Lineage: Eukaryota; Metazoa; Mollusca; Gastropoda; Planorbidae. Gene Ontology annotation, molecular function: zinc ion binding; mRNA binding. The record is from RefSeq and is a predicted model, not a curated record.
AUGGCAUCUUCACCCAUGGCCAUGGAUUCCUUGACCAUUGAUGAAAUCUGGAAAGACUUUCGUAACAACGGUGUCACCGUAGAGAUGGACGAAUUCGAUUGGAUACAAUUUAAUUCUCGUCGGAGAUUUAUCAAUUCGAACGAGGAACCCAUCACAGAGGAGGAUAUAGAAUUCCAAGAGGAGUUGGACAAGAUUCGAUUGUCACUGAGACGCCAGAAACCUCUGGGAAACAAAAAGCACUGCGUCUUUUGCAAAAACAACAAGGAAGACGUGAAGGUAUAUGCUACCCACCUUCUGAAACACGCCAACGGAGAUGUCAUUUGCCCGAUCCUGAAAAAAUACACCUGCCCAAUGUGCUCUGCAACAGGGACCAAAGCCCACACGGUCAAGUACUGCCCUCUCAACGAUGGUCUUGGCACAGUGGACUACAUCGUGAAAACUCCCAUAGGGAGAAAAAGAUUCUAAUGCAACCUAACAGUGUAAAUUGGCUACUGUCAGUCAUUUGGUGAUAUUAAUUGUGAACAUUAAUUAUUUAAAUGUAUAGGAUCAAA